AGUGUGUCGGUGUGGGUUCCAACAGCUGAGAUGGGAGUGUAUGCGCAUGCGGUACUCCGCUCGCUCGCAGUGUGUGUAGUGUAUCUGUCAAAGUGUGUGGCGAGGUUGGGUGCCUGCUUCUCGUUCUCCUCCUCCGAAAGGUUUCUUCAUGUUUUGGUGGACCUCUACUGAGAAUAUGAGUGUCUGUGCAUCAUCUUCGGUUGAUUGGUGUUUUAUUUGAGGAGUGAUCAAAUCCGGUCGAAUUGCGUAGAAAAUCUAGUUGUGAUUAUCUCGAAAAAGUAAAGUUGUUUCGAAGAUUAAUUAAGAGAGUGUAUGGUCUUUGGUGUUAUUAUGAGCGACCAACGACGAGCCUUCUGUAUAUGGUGUACUGCUGCUGCUCUGUGGUAGAUCUCGGUUUUAAUUCAGCAAAUCGUCACCAUCCAGAGGAACCCGCAUCAAGUCCAUAGAGAAGGAAGGUAGCCAGCCGAUUCUGGCCUGCUCUGAUUGCAAUCACACAUUUGUGCCAAGUCCAAGUCCAAGUAAGCAACACGCUGCUCUGCGGUCUGUGCUGUGGACCCCGAAGCAACAGUAGUGGCACUUUUGGUAUAUGGUUGCUUGGAUCAGUGAAUCUGUACGCGAAAGGCACGAACAUAGGCGCAUAUUGUGAUAGGGAAGGUAUACGUGAACAUGUAAAGCGCCACUAAAGAAAAUGGUCACAGUCUGACUCGGAGAAUGGGAAAAUGUCAAAAAGGUUUUCUGUGGUGAAGAAAAUUCGAAAGGGAAAAUCAGUUUUACAGAAAGGGGUGCAUACUAGUUCGGAGUGGUGAUCGAUUUCCCGGUCAACAGUUCUAGAUCGAAGUGAACAAGUGAAGAUAUCGUAGAUUUUGGGAACGAAGAAUCAAACGAAGAGGAAGAAGAUGUGGCAAGUUGUGUAGCAAGGAAGGACAGUGAGCAAGACUAUUGAAUCGCAGACAGCUGCAGAAAAUUGAAAUUUAAUUUCAUAUCAAAUAGCGCGAUGUGAAUGUUCAUAAAAAUGGUGACUGACCAGACAUAUUGUCUUGAUGGUGAUUCGAAGAAGGAAAAAUAGGGAAUAGAAAGGUGAGUCAGUGCAUGACGAAGAGAAGGCUAAAGGGAGAACAACAGUGUAGCAGGGUGUAGUAGAUACAGUAGAAAGGGAGAAGGUGGAUGAGCAAAGAGGACAUUGACGACGAAAAGUGGAGUGUGGGGUACCCUCCUACGUACUGGUUUCAGUAGCUUCAGCCUCAGACAAUCUUCAAUCGUUCUCUGCCAUCGAACUCUGUGUGUGCUAACUCUGGAUGAAGAAGCAGUGCUGAGAUAGGCAUAUUGUGAACAAAGUGUCAAAAGUGAUACACUUUCGGUUUCACUCGGAUGAUGUGAAUCGAAAAGAACAUGGCCAACCCGAUAACAAACGAGUUCUAGCUACGUAUUAAGUAAUCUCAAGAAUAGGACUCACCGCCUACUAAGUGAACUUGAAAUCGGAAGGAAAGUGAAGAAGAGUGAAAAUUAGUGUGCCGUGUCGAGGGGUGGGCGGGUCAAGAGUCUAGAAGGGCUUUGAACUAUCAAGAAGGAAGCAAAGUGACAGAGACGAUGACACACUUCCGGAAGCAUCCCGAAGUGAACGUCCUCGGCCACCUGGUCAGCCGGCAGCUGGGUGACAAUGUGGACAACUUUCGGAACAAUCUGUUCCACGAACGGCUCCGGAUCGCUCGGAACCUGUACAAGAAGGACCUGGUGUCGCACUACGGCUGUGUCAAUGCCAUCGAGUUCAGCCAGGAGGGCGAACUGCUCGUCUCCGGCGGAGAUGACCGGCGUGUGCUGUUAUGGCACGUGGACAAAGCCAUCCUCGAUAAGGAAGUCCCAAUUGCCAUGAACAAACAACAUUUGAGUAACAUUUUCUGCCUGGGACUGGACUCGCGCAACCAUCGGAUCUUCUCCGGAGGCAACGAUGACGUGGUCAUCGUUCAUGAUAUUCAAACCCGUGAAUCCGUGGAUGUGUUCCUGCACAGCAAACCGGUGUACGGUCUGUCUAUCGAUCCGACGAACGAUAGCGUCUUCGCGACGGCCGGCGAAGACGGCAAGAUCCUGAUCUUCGACCUGCGGGAUAGUUCGGACGUGAUGUGUGUUUCGCGUUGCCGCUCGCCAUAUCACGCGGUGAUGCACCAUCCCUUCGAUAAGGGAUUCAUUGUGACGGCCAAUGCCAAGGAGGGAGCGGCCCUGUGGGAUCUGCGAUCACCGAAGCUUCCGACCAUUCGGUAUGGUGGAGAGAAUGCCGCCCAGAGCUGUAUGAGUGUGCGGUUCAACAGUUUGGGCACGCAGGUGCUGGCACUGAGGAGACGUCUUCCACCGAUACUUUAUUCGACGGGUUCGGCGGAACCAAUCUGCCAGUUCUACCAUCAGGAUUACUAUAAUUCCUGUACGAUGAAGAGUUGUUGCUUUGCGGGCGAGAGUGAUCAAUACGUGCUGUCGGGGUCGGACGAUUUCAAUCUGUAUGUGUGGCGCGUGACGGAUGCCGAUGUGACUGAUACCGAUCAGUGGGUCGAUCAGAACCAGAUGGUACUGUAUGGGCAUCGGUCGAUUGUGAAUCAGGUUCGCUACAAUCCGCAAAAGUGUCUGAUCGCAUCGUCCGGAGUGGAGAAAAUCGUCAAGCUUUGGACCCCGUUUGAGCUCAACACGUGGCGUGGAAGCUUGACCGAGGAAGCCACCGGACCGGAAAAUCCCCGGGAAGUCUUCACCAACGAGGAGUACAUUUCCCUCAACAUGACCCACGACUACAGUCACCAAUCGACGAUGGAAGACCCCAGGAUGAUGGCGUUUUUCGACUAUCUGGUUCAGCAGGAAAUCGAGGGUUGGAAUACGGAAACCUCAGAUCAGACGUCCGAGCACAGUUCGGAUGAGAACGAAUCGUCUCGUCCGGAUACGACACAAACGUCCGAUACGGAAUCGGUUCAGAACUACAUUCCCCUGAGAGGUCAGGGCUCGAACCGGAGAGGAGAUGUGACCCAGCGGACCAAGUACCGGAACCGGAUUGCGUAUCUCAUCGCCACCAAACGGAACCGGUUGAAACGGUUGGCGUUGAAAACGGCCAAUACUAGGACCCCGAAUCGUCGAACGAUUACCAAGGCCAAGUACGGACUGAGGAAUCAACCGAAGCGGCCAGGAUUGGGGGCGCUUCGGACCACAAGGAAAGGAAUUGGCAAACGGAAUCGACGGCUCAGCACUAGCAAAUACAGCAAGCGUCCGGUAUCCCACGAACAGACUAGCGAUUCAGAGGUUCCCAAAUCGACGAAAAAGCGUCGGCUGCAGAACACGACCAAUCUGAACUUGGCAGCGUACCGGACGUUCCGGCGGAAAUCCAAGGGCACGCCGUCGUCUACUUCGAACACCAGUACCCGGGUGGAGGAAUCCAGCUCGGAUGACGACGACGACGAUGCCGAUGAUAGCGGCCAGCAGCAUCCGGCGGCCAAAAAGCUUAAGCUGAGUAUCGAGGCGUUGAGCAGUUUGCCAUCGACGUCCCGCGGAUUUCCGGGAGCCAGGAGGGGUAGCGGCGAAGUGGGUGGUACUAGUGCAAGUGCGUACAAUAACGGAGCGGGACCGAGUGGGUUGUGCAAUGCCCGGCGGAAUGCUGUGAUCUCUGGAGGGAGUAGUAGCGGAACAUACUCCGCAUUGGAUACGCCUAGCACCAGCACGGGACUGACUGGAAAUGGGAGAAAUCUGCUGUUCCACCUGGCGUCGGCCACCAACGACGAUGACGACGAUUCCGACGACGACCCCUCGAUCCCGGACCGCCCGAUCUCGCCGGACAACAUGCUCCGGGUGAUCACGUCCCCGAUCAACCACUUCGAAGUCCCAUCGAACUCGACCGCGGUCCUGGCCGUGGAUCACAACGAUAACAACAUCCUAGAUCACAGCAACAACAACACCAGCUACGUGAAUCAUAACAACAAUAACAAUAGCAUCAACAGUAAUAACAAUAACAAUAGCAGUAGUACUAGAUCUAGCAUCAUCCUAAUCAAUAGAACCGUAAGCUCCGACACUGCAGUAGUAACCCAGAAUGGCUCCAAUGGAGUCGGUUCGAAGCGAUCCCACCAGGCCCACCAGAGUUCCACACUGGCCAGCAGCACCCAGGACCAGAACGAGUCGUCCUCGUCGUACAACCAGGGCUACGACCACACGUACUCCAGCCGGUCCAACUCGCGGCUGUCCAGUAGCUACGACUACGACUGUUCCUCCAGCAACGACAGCUUCAUGGAUUACUUCAUGAACAAGAAGAAGCUGAUGGCGGCCGGGGCAUCGGGCAAUCCGGACCAGCAACCAGCCGCGGGCGGCUCAGCUUCCGGCCGGAAGUUCCCCGACUACAACCGCGAACUGCUGAACCACACUCCGGACAGUGGUAUCGCGACCGGGCCGUGCAGUUCCGUGUCGACCAACGGGGGACUUCCGUCGGCGGCCAAAUCGAUUCCCGGUGGCACUCCGGAUGGGGCUGGUGCCAGCAGUAGUACCGGCACCAACGGUAACUACCGCUCGCUGAUGGAGGCUCGACCUGGAACUAGUGGACAGGGGACGGCGUCGGCGACGGCAUCCGCCAACGGAAACGGGUUGGUCGAUUUCGGUACCAAGCUGUUCCAGCAAAAGGUGGCCCGGGUUCGGAAAAACUACCGCAAGCACUUCUGUGAUGACUCGGAUAGCGAGUAAGGAGGUUAGGUACUUUAUACAUACAUGCAUACUAUUGAGUGGAUUAUUUUUUGUUUUAUACGUACACCGUCGUUACGUGAUUUUUUAAAAGUAUUUAGAUAGCAUAGUGCGCUCUUUUUUGGUUUAAGAUCUUUUUCUGUGUUAAGAUUUUUUGUUUCUGGUUUGGCACCGUCGAGAUAAACACUUUCGAUUCUUUGCGCCUUACCACAAUUUAAUCUUUUGGAAAUACAUAUCUAUAUCGUUCAUUUACUAUGUUUCGUCUAUCGUUUAUUUUCUUGUUUCAACUAACCUUCAUUCGGCUGGAUAUCGAUAUCAAGUUUUCAAACUAUACUGCAGUAUGCCAUGGGCGAGCUAUUGCAUCAUCACUUCCGUUUUCUUGCUCACAAUGCUCCUGAGCGGUUCGAACUGUCGUGAAAAGGUCUACUAAUCGGUGCGAUUUCGGUGGUCUCGGCUGGUGUUUACCACUAAAAAUUCCUGCAGGAGUU
Aedes albopictus (Asian tiger mosquito) is the source of this 5177-nucleotide messenger RNA. Its product is annotated as DDB1- and CUL4-associated factor 5. Gene Ontology annotation, cellular component: Cul4-RING E3 ubiquitin ligase complex; cytoplasm. Lineage: Eukaryota; Metazoa; Arthropoda; Insecta; Diptera; Culicidae. Bases 1588 to 4692 code for a protein of 1034 amino acids. The transcript has 6 exons. The record is from RefSeq and is a predicted model, not a curated record. Gene Ontology annotation, molecular function: protein binding.